Molecule: messenger RNA, 1656 nt
Organism: Zychaea mexicana
Lineage: Eukaryota; Fungi; Mucoromycota; Mucoromycetes; Mucorales; Lichtheimiaceae
Exons: 1
Coding region: 1-1656 (551 amino acids)
Source: RefSeq, a predicted model, not a curated record
AUGAGUUCAUCUACGUUGGAUUCAGUUUGGGCAACGCCUUCGGAUCGCAAAAGAGCAGAUGAAGGAUUACCAGCUACACAUUACACAGAAGCAUUACGAGUAAACAAGGAUUUACACCCCGAAUCGUCGUCUACUUCUCCAUCGUCAACACCAUCACCAUCAUCACAGGCAGCACCGUCCACUUCAAUACAUACGCCAACACCACCUGAACCGACAUCAAGCACUCUUGAAUCUCGUUGGGCUACGCCAUAUGACACAUACAAGGCUGAGCGAGGUAUGGGGGUGACCAAAUACUCGGAAUCGCUAGCUACAGGGCAAAACGACUUGCAUCGUCGAGAGCAACAGCAAGUAUCGGUGAAAUGGGGCGAUCAGGGCACCCAAGUACUGCAAGAUACUCAUGGGUGGCAGUCUGCGAGCAACAGUGAUGGCAGUCGUUGUGGCCGAGAUAAUUAUAAUAGUAGACGUGACGGUGGCAGCACCAGCACCAGCAGUAGUAAUAGUCCCUAUGAUCCGUCCCAACGACGAUCAUGGAACGCUCAGCAGUUACGAUCACGAGCCCCAUACUUACAAGCUCGUAGAGAUGAAGAUAAUUUGAACAAUUUAUCGCCACAACAUUAUCAGCAACAACCACAGCCUUCAGCUCAACAAUAUGAACCGGGAUCUGCACACCCAUGGAAUAUGAUAGCGAUGAAAAACAGGGUGCCCACAUCAACAACAACAACAAACAACAAUGGUACAACACGAUCGUCGACACAUCAAUACAAUCAAGACCCUUCCUCCUCUCCAUAUCCGUUGUGUAACGCACAAGUGGAGCACAAGAUCACUACUUCUGCCGAUACCUCUGUACCAUGCAAAUCGUAUAAAGAAUGGACUAACGAAAUACGACAAAAGCUAGAAAAAUACGCAGAUUGGAAAGAAGGCAAUGAUUUUAUCAAUUCGCACCCGUCGUUGUGGGAAGGAGGAGAUAACAGUUGGUGGAGCGAGCAGGAUUUACAAACUUCUCAGGGCAAUGAUACAACAACAGGAGCCACUGACAACAAAGCUGCAUCUCCUUCGAGGUCAUGUAUUACAGUAUCACAGCAGCCUGCCCAAAGUAACUAUUAUGACAACAGUUCCGGUGCAUAUAACGACACAAAUACUGCAAGUACUGGCAUUGACAAUACAUAUGGUACGACGACGACGACUACGGAAAACCAAUCAACAUGGAAUCCUGAAGCAUACAAGCCAUGGGAUGAUGAUGAUGAUGAUAAACCGGCCCCACAACAGCAACGGCAAAUAGCGCAAAAUUACGGUGCACAUACUCGGGUAUCAUCGUCCAACAGCAACCCUCACUAUGAUUACAACAGAAUGUCUGGGCCGACACUAUCUCGGUCGUCAUCCUGGAAUCCAGAGGAAACGAAAAAAUCCUGGGAUGAACCAGUUUUACAACAAGCUAUUCAAAUUAGUAACCCGAUCGACACGCCGAUUGGAAGCGGUGGUAUACGAUCACCAAAUGGAACCGGAUCGGUAGCAGGAAAUUAUCAGAAAAGUACAGAUAGACCGAUGUAUGGAGCGCUUGUACGGCAGCAUUCGUCCCCGGGAUCAUCGAGUCCCUCUGAUAGUUACAACGGUGGUGCAUCACCACAAUGGCAGCAGUUUAAACAAGAUCGACGAUAA